CCUCCUCCCUUCUCUCUUUGCGCGGCCCCUUUAAGUCCCCCCCCCACUCCCGGCUCCGCGGGAACCGGAGGGCGGGGCUUUGGUAGCGAUAACCAAUCAGCGAGCGGCAUUUUCCGCGGGAAAUCCGAAUUUCGCGGCACGGCGUUUGGCGCUUAAAGGGAGGAAGGGAGAGAGGAAAAAAAAGAAGGGAAAGAAAAGGGCACGGGAGGAGGGGACGGGGAAAGGGGGGGGGCUGGUACCGAACCGAACCUCCCCCGGGCCCAUCCCGUUACUCCGGGCCCAACCGGCUCCAUCCGAGCCGAGCGCGGGCGAUUUUGGGUCAGAACGCGCCUUUUCCGUCCGGUUCUACCACCGCCCCCCGCCUCCCCGCCCGCCUCUCUCCCUUUUGACUUUCGGGCUGUUCUUUCUCCGCUCCCAUCGCCCCCCCCAGCCCCGAGAUGCCGCCGGGGACGUUGUGACCCACAUCCCCCCCAUCUCCCAUCGGUGCUUUGUUCCCCCCCCCCCAUUUCUGGGGUCUCUCGCACGCACCCCGCCAUGCUGCGGCUGCCCCGGGGGCUGUCUCCUGCUGCGGGGGGGGGCACGACCCUCCUGCCCCCCGCUCCCCAUCAUCGCCAUGCGAAGAAGGCAGCGAUGGGAUCGGCCGAGCAGGGGGAGGCUGCGGUUGUGGGGAGCCCCCCGGUGCUCAGCGCCUGCUGCAGCCGCCCCUACCCCCUCCGACCCCACGCCACCCCGCAGGGACCCCCCCAGCUCAGGACGCUCCGAUCGGACUCGGCGGGACGGCUGCCGGCCAAGCGCAAACUGGACCUGGAGGGCCCUGAGCUCCGCACUCCAAAGGGAAAAGGCAGGACGUUGGCACAGGUCCCCAGCCCCAGAACCCCCAAGUCCCCAGGUGAGAAGACACGCUACGACACCUCGCUGGGGCUGCUCACCAAGAAGUUCACCCUCCUGCUGAGCGAGUCCCCCGAUGGAGUGUUGGACCUCAACCGUGCUGCUGAGCUCCUGGAGGUGCAGAAACGCCGCAUCUACGACAUCACCAACGUCCUGGAGGGCAUCCAGCUCAUCCGCAAGAAGUCCAAGAACCACAUCCAGUGGAUGGGGACGGGGAUCUUUGAGGAUGCGGCGGUGGCAGCCAGGCAGCAGGUGCUGCGUGGGGAGCUGGCCGAGCUGGGCAGAGCAGAGAGGGCUCUGGACCAGGUCCUGCAGGAGUGCAGCCUGCAGCUGCGGCAGCUGGCGGAUGAUGGAGCCAACCAGAGGCUGGCGUACGUCACCUACCAGGACCUCCGUGCCAUCAGCAGCUUCCAGGAGCAGACAGUGAUUGCUGUGAAGGCCCCCCCAGAGACAAGGCUGGAAGUGCCUGACCUCAAUGAGGACAACCUGCAGCUGCACCUGAAGAGCACCGAUGGUCCCAUUGAGGUUUACCUGUGUCCAGAGGAGAUCCCAGAGGACAGCCCCACCAAGGACCACGAUGUCCCCUCCAGCACCGUGCUGCGGGACAACAGCACCCACCCCUCCGUUCAGAACGGCCCAGAGCCCCCCAUAUCCCUACAGCCGCCUGAUGGCCACCGUGCCCCAUCCUUAUCCCCAUCCCCUCCCCUCUCCAGCCCUUCAGAACCCCAGUCAAUGCUGGAGGUGGACACAGGAUUGCUGGGCUCCCCCCACCACCUCCUUCAGCAGACAGAGGACCAGCUGCCCUGCACUCCUUCCUACCUGGACUCUGUGCCCUUCAUCCCCUUCUCACCCCCCCUGGAGCAGGACGAAUACCUCUGGGGGUUGGAGGGUGGUGAGGGGGUCAGCGACCUCUUUGAUGCGUAUGAUCUGGGUGAGCUACUGAAGGACUGAACUUCUGCUCCCCACUGCUCCAUCCCUGCCCCACAGCUGGGGAGGGGGGCACAGUGCCCUGGGUGGCUUUGCUGGGGGAUCUGGGGGUCUCCAUCACCCCCGCUGAUCCGUGGGCUGCUGGCAGACCUUUGGGUGCUUGGGUACCCCAGGCCUUUGGGUAUGGGGUUUGGGGGUACCCACCUAGUGGCAAUGGGGCCCCUGCCAGAAGGAGCUGUGUUGGGGAGUGGGGAGGGGGUCACGUUUUGGGGGCACUCCAGUUGCUCCCCAGUUAAAGUGGUGCUUUGGGGUGGUGGAUGCUUGUUUGGAACAGCACCUCCUUGGGCUGGAGCUGAUGGUCAAGAGGUGCUGAGCAGUCACUCCCUCUGCCAUCAAUGAAACAUCCUUAAAGAAUAAUGAGCUGAAAUGGAGGCAGCUUUUCUUCAAGAGGGGGAUGCUCAACUUGGGGGUGGGGGGCACUUUGCCCUGCAGCCUCUUAAUACAGAGCCAUGGGCAAAUGGAGCAUCCGUGUGCUCUGAUGGUGCUUAGGGGGAUGGACACUGGGGGCUUAAUGGGGCAGAGGGGUGGCAGGUGGUACCUGCAUGGGGGGCAGGAGCAGUGUCCCAAACUGCAUCACCCCCCUCACUGUGGAGGCUUCAGCAUCACUGGGCCCAGCCUGGGGCUGUGCAGGUUUUCCCCUGCUUGGAAUCAAGCUGGGUAUGGCCAUAUGGGUUUUCUCCACCCUGGUGAUGUGGGGUCGCCGUGGCCCUACUAAACACAAAGCAUAAACCCCAGGGAAGUCCUCCCCAUUGAAAACCGUGUGUUAAUUAUUGCACUGUAUUUAUACAGGACCCACCUCCGACACGGCGCUGUUGGGGGUUCAGGAUUCAGUUUUCGAGUGUAUUUAAGUUGUCCUUUGUGGGUUUGCUCUGCUGCAGUUUGGUUGGGAUGCGGUGUGGGUGAGAUAUGUGUGGCACGUGGUGUUCUCUGCCUGGGAGGGGAUGAAAGGAGACGAAAUAAAAGUUAUCCAGCAAAAUACCAGCUGUU
Molecule: messenger RNA, 2862 nt
Organism: Coturnix japonica (Japanese quail)
Lineage: Eukaryota; Metazoa; Chordata; Aves; Galliformes; Phasianidae
Gene: E2F2
Product: E2F transcription factor 2
Biological process (GO): regulation of transcription by RNA polymerase II
Cellular component (GO): RNA polymerase II transcription regulator complex
Molecular function (GO): protein dimerization activity; DNA-binding transcription factor activity, RNA polymerase II-specific; RNA polymerase II cis-regulatory region sequence-specific DNA binding
Source: RefSeq, a predicted model, not a curated record